Messenger RNA from Trichoplax adhaerens, 573 nucleotides. RefSeq lists its product as uncharacterized. Bases 1 to 573 code for a protein of 190 amino acids. Lineage: Eukaryota; Metazoa; Placozoa; Uniplacotomia; Trichoplacea; Trichoplacidae. The transcript has a single exon. The record is from RefSeq and is a predicted model, not a curated record.
AUGUCUAUCGAUACGAGAUCGGAUGCUGAAUCCAUCGUAAGUAAAUACAGUAGCAUUGAUACUCUGAAUAGCGAUGAAAGUUGUGAGCCUCAAGAAUGUCAGUAUCUUGAGUCGGAAUGGUCGCGCUUAACCAGCUUAUUGCAGUCAUUGCAAGGUCAAGAGGUUCAUCGUUACCUCCAACGAGUUUUAAAAAAGAAAGAAAUUAGAUCAAUUAGAGCAUUAAGUCAACUUCUACCAGCACAUCGAUUUCCAACAGCAGGCAUUAUUCACUGUGUCCGUUGCCAUCACGAGUAUUAUCCGGCACAUCAAACGCCUAAAAGUUGCCAACUGUAUCAUUCGCCACGUUUAGUCGAUAUCGUAGCUCAAGAUCAAACAGGCACAACCUUCCUGUGUCAUGGAUGUAAUCAAAAAUUCUACUUAAAAGAUAUCUGGAAAUUCACUAAAGAGCACCAAAGUUUAGCAGGUUAUUGCUUUCAAGGUUAUCAUACCGAUGAUGCUUUUAGUGUUCAGUAUCGGCCACUCGGCAUAGCCAAGACAUGCCAAGAUAACGGAUGCAUUGAAUUUUAUAUAUAA